Molecule: messenger RNA, 2745 nt
Organism: Sporisorium graminicola
Lineage: Eukaryota; Fungi; Basidiomycota; Ustilaginomycetes; Ustilaginales; Ustilaginaceae
Exons: 1
Coding region: 1-2745 (914 amino acids)
Source: RefSeq, a predicted model, not a curated record
AUGUCGUCCGAACGCGAGCCUCUUCUCCCCACCCACGCACGCCAGGCCCGCCAGCGUGUCGAGGACUUCGGCAACAAGGCCGCCCGCGACGCCAAGGCCACCGCUCGUCAAUAUGGCGUCGACCCGGACAACCUCGAACAGCAGGCGCGCCAGAUCGCCCCUUCGCGCGACACGCUCUCCCGCAUAGCUCAGAUGAUCGGCGCUCUCAAGGCCGGCAAGCUGCCCAGCCAGAAGCAGAUCAACCAAUUCAUUGAAGCUGUCAUGUCGAGCCCCGUCCUUGACGAGCGCUCUGUUUCCGGUUCCACCAAGCUCAGCCAGCAGGGCGCGACGGUGCUGCAAGAUCUCAAGGGUAUCUUUGCCUGCAUCGAGCGCAUUGGCGAGAGCAAGAAUGGUGACGACAAGAUUCAGAAGUUUAUCUAUCAGACCUCGCAGGCUUCUGUCAACGUCACGGACAAGGGCGGCGUGUCGGCUAGCUUGCCGUCGGCCUCAUCUGUCGGUGCGGACGGACGUUUGCUCGAAGAGGCAAAGAAAGAUGCGGGCAAGGUGCUCGGUGAGAUUCAGCAGAUCGGCCAACUUCUCAUCACCUCCAAGGCCUUCCGCGACCUGCUCGCCGACAUUCAGUUCCUCCUCCGCGACCUGACUGCCGAUGCAGCGGCCACCGCUGCGCAGAAGGCCGGUAGUGCCGAGGGCAAGCUUCGACCCAGCGAAGAGGAGCGAAAGAAGCGAGGGGAUGCCGUCGAGGUGCGCCCUCCAUCCAAAAAGGAUCUGGAGAACGCCAAGGAGUCGGCCAAGCGCGGCGCCAAGCAGGCCCAGGACAAUGUCCAGGAAUCGGCCCAGCAGGCGGUGCAGUGGCUCGACGAGCAGACGCCGGACGAUGUCAAGGACGAGUUCCUCGAGCGCGUCAAGCAGAUCGUCGACAGUGUCGAGCGCGACCCAGACUUCAAGCGUGCCCUCAACGGCAUCUACGCCAUCGCAAACAAGUGGACCGACAUUGUCCAAGAUGUCGCGGCCAAGGCCAAGGAACAGACGGACAUCGACAUCGACUCGCCCGAGGCCGAAGCCAACGAAAACCUGCGUGAGGCUUUCCAGCAGCUCAAGCAGAUCCUCGAGACGUUUGCCAACCGCUCGCUCGAGCCUGUCGAGAAGUCGGUGAGCAACCUGAUCGACCACGCCAAGCAGAUUUACGACGACGAGACGUCCAAGGAAAGCAAGGAGUUGCACGACUUUGUUGAGGAUGUCAAGAAAUUUAUCGACCGUGCGCUCAACGAGGACGGUUUCAUUCGCACCAAUCGCUCCAACCGCAUGGCCUCGGACCUGUACGACCGCGCCCAGCGUCUCUUCAACGCUACGGGCAAAGAAGCCAACAAGCAGCUCUCGAAGCUGCGCUCCGACUUUGACGAGAGCCUUGACGAGAUCUCCAACUUUGUCCAGGGCGUCGAGGAAGACCCGGAACUGCGCGAGCUCGGUCAGCGCAUCGAGAAGCUCGGCGCCGAUGUCAACUUCAUCGACUUCGAGCGCAUCUUUGGCAGCGGACCCGGCCAGGGCGUCAUCAACCUGUUCAACGACCUGCGCAACCAGGCGGGUGGGCUGGUGCGCGACACGGUCGAGGUGUUUGUCCCGCGUCUGAUCAACGAGAUCAAGUCGAUCCCGUUCCCGCGCAUCGAGUUUGUCUCGCCCGAGGCUGACGUCGUGAUUGACGACCUCUCGCUCACCGCGUCUACCGCCUCCUUUGUUCCCGACCGUGUGCGCAUCAUCAACCGCAACGAUCUGACGCUCGACCAGCGCAGGUCGUCGUUUGGUAGCAACUUUGACGCAUACCUCUACCUCGAGAUCGACGGGUUGCGUGUCAAGGCGGCCGACGUGGCCUACUACAUCCACAAGAAGACAGGCUGGGUCGGCUGGGAGGAUUACGGUUUGCUCGACCUCGACCUCGGGGGCCGCGACGGUACGAGUUUUGUCGUCAAGCUCGAGAAUGCCGAUGACGACGACGACGAGUCGUUCUACAAGGUGAAGCGCGUCAGCGUCGACAUGUCGUCGUUCAAGGUCAAGGUGCGACAGACCAAGCACUGGUUCCUCAACUUCUUCCUCAUGCCCUUCGUGCGCCCCGUGCUGCGCCGCGUCUUCCAGCAGCUGCUGGAGGAGCAGAUCAAGUCGUGGCUCCAGAACCAGGACCGCUCGCUCUGGGCCGCCCAACAGCGCGCCAAGGUGAUCAACAGCUACAGCAAGACGGCCAUCCAGUCUGGAAGCGGCAUCUCGACCAAGGCGUACCUCAAGGCCAUCUUUGCACCCGAUACCGACGCCUUUGAACCCUACGGUCGCCGAUCGCAGCAACCGCGAAGCGAGCUCGGUCUCGCCGAAGGCUUCCGCGUCGAGGGACCGCACAACGAAUUCAAGCUGGCCAUUGGCGCGUCGUACUCGAAGCAGCUGCUGCCGGGACGCGGUGGGCCGUUCCGUUAUGCCAAGGAGAAGAUGGAGUACUACCGCAACGUGGAGGAGACGGUCAAGCAGGGCGUGCGCGAGUUGCGCGAGGGUGUACAGGAGGUGCGCGAGGGCGCCAACGAGGCGGUGCAGCAGGUGAGGGAGGGUGUCAAGGGCUUGGAGAGCGAGGCGAGGGGCAAGGGCGGCAAGGUCAAGGCCGAAGCCGACAAGUUGAGCGGCGAGGCCAAGAAGCAGGAGAGGCAGGAGAGGAGGGACAGCGGCUGGAGGAGCGAUGUCUUCUCGCUCACCGACGACAUCGACCUUUGA